Molecule: messenger RNA, 1215 nt
Organism: Leishmania mexicana MHOM/GT/2001/U1103
Lineage: Eukaryota; Euglenozoa; Kinetoplastea; Trypanosomatida; Trypanosomatidae
Product: putative dihydroorotase
Exons: 1
Coding region: 1-1215 (404 amino acids)
Biological process (GO): purine nucleobase catabolic process
Cellular component (GO): cytoplasm
Molecular function (GO): allantoinase activity
Source: RefSeq, a predicted model, not a curated record
AUGUCCUCGGCCCCCACAUCGGCGACGGCGGUCGUGCAGCUGCCACCUCUUAUAGACUGCCACGUGCACUUCCGCGAGCCUGGCCUCGAGCACAAGGCGGACAUCGCCAGUGAGAGCACCGCGGCGUACUACGGCGGCAUCGCAGUUGCCUGCGACAUGCCCAACACAAGCCCGCCGACGCAGAGCAUUGCCGCGUUGGCGGACAAGGUGGCGCGCGCCAAGGCCACCGCCCACGCCGAGUGCAAGCUCUUUUUCUUUUUUGGCGCGACGGCCGAGGCGCACCUGCAGGAGCUCGAGGAGCUCUGGACGAACCCGGCGCACGCGGAGCUCAAGACUCACUGCUGCGGACUGAAGCUGUACCUCGACAACUCCACCGGCAACAUGAAGUCCAGCCACUCUGUCGUGGUGAAGAGCUUCGAGAUGUGCGGGCGUCUUCAGAUCGUGCUCGUCGCUCACUGUGAGCAGUCGGAGAUCAACGACGCCGCUGCCGCUCAGCACCCCUAUGACGGCCCUGCUUCGCACUCGCUGCGGCGCCCCGCAGAUUCGGAGGUAGCUUCCGUGCAGAGCGCCAUCGCCCUGGCGCGCCAGUACCGCACGCCGCUUCAUCUCGCCCACGUCUCGGCGGCGCAGAGCCUCGACGUUGUCCGCGAGGCCCGCGCGGCCGACCCAACGCUGCAGCUCACCUGCGAGGUGAGCCCACAUCACCUGUUUCUCACCACCUCCGACUACUCGUGCUGUGGCGCGCGUGUAAAGGUGAACCCGCCGGUCCGACCGCCGCAGCACCAUGAGGCGCUUUGGGCCGGGCUCUUGGACGGCACCGUAGACUGCAUCGGCACUGACCACGCGCCGCACACGAUCGCCGAGAAGGACCACUGCGACGCCGCCGCCCAGCCACCAAGUGGGAUGCCGGCCAUUGAAGUUGUGGUUCCACUGCUGCUGACCGUGGUGGCGGGCCAGUGGCCGCACCCGACGGCGGCGAAGCCGUCUACGCUCGCUGCGGCGGAGCAGCAGGGGCGCACGCUGACGCUGGACGACAUUGUACGCGUGCUUCACACGAAUCCGAAUCGCAUCUUUAAUCUGCAACAGACCGACACGCCGCACCGCUCCUUCGACCUUGCGUGCGAGUGGACUGUCCGCGGCGAGGAGCUACACUCCAAGUGCCAAUGGACCCCGUACGAGGGGUGGCGCCUGCGCGGACGCGCCAUGGCCAAGUAG